Penaeus indicus is the source of this 4781-nucleotide messenger RNA. Its product is annotated as L-fucose kinase-like. The record is from RefSeq and is a predicted model, not a curated record. Gene Ontology annotation, biological process: GDP-L-fucose salvage. Gene Ontology annotation, molecular function: fucokinase activity; ATP binding. The transcript is spliced from 19 exons. Lineage: Eukaryota; Metazoa; Arthropoda; Malacostraca; Decapoda; Penaeidae. Bases 392 to 4174 code for a protein of 1260 amino acids.
UGUUUACAUGGCGGAGCGAGGCUGGCGAGGCUCCGGGAAAAGUAAAUUCUUCGUGAUUCAGUAUGAGUUAGUUGACAGCUGAUUCUAAGAAUGGGAAACUGUUAAGGAACGUGAAAAGUACCUGAUAACUAUAAGAGGCACUCGGUAGUAAUGGUGAUAGUAAAGGUUUUGACGUACAAAGACAAAGGCAAUUGUUUUCAUGGUUCCUUUGCUUAUCUUUAUCAGGAAGGAGAUAAUGAUAGAAUGGGCGGAUAUUUGACCGUCUCUUCAAGGCAGGACCUAUUAUCUCUAGAGAAGAACAGGGCUUAAAAGUUCUUGAAAAUUUAUUUAGCAGUUGUCCGUGUGCUCGAAGUGGCGGUGUCAUAGGCAGAUGCAACAUAGAACUUAAAGAAUGGAGGACCACUGGACAGCAAUUGUAGUAACCUGUUCUACUGCUAUAAUAAGGGAAGGCCUGGAGAAAGAAUGCAACCGUCUAGCAAAGGUGGGGAUGUUACCCAGCCAUGAACUCCUCAUGGUUGUGGAUGACCCGCAGUGGGAGAAGAUAUCCGAGGAAGGAAGUGCAAGUAAAACAUGUCGGUUAGAGCAAGGAGUUGGUAGUGGUGGAGCGACCAUCAAUGCACUCCUUGUGGCAGUGGAGAGGCUGUCAGCUAAGAGAAAUCACACUACGAUCAGCAGUGAAUUAGUUUACAACAGCCGCAUUUUGGUGGUUCACCAUGGCCGAAACUUGGCACACUCCCCAGGUGGCUCUCCCUUCUUGUAUGUUCCUCCUGACUUAGCCUGUGUCUCUGAGAGUGCCAUGGCAACACCCCCAACACUGCUUCAGCAUGUUAUUUGGAUGGCAACAAAAGUCGGAAGGAAGAGCAACACAGGAGUUUGGGUGACCUCACUUGAUGCAUUCAUUCCAAAUUCACCACAAGUUGAGGCUCCUGAUACUGAUGGUGUUAAUGGUGCUGUUGUAUGCACCAUCAAGACACCCUUACAACAAGCGACUCACCAUGGCACUGUCAUUACUGAUGAAAGAAAGAAUAUUUUAAGGAUGGAGUACAAAAUGCCAUGGGACAGAAUGAAGGAAGUAUUUACUAAGGAUGAAGCACCUGUCAUCUCAGGCCUUGUGUUUCUUAGUGCAUCUUUGACAGAGCAGUUGCUGGGGUUACACACACUCCCUCCUCUUGAUAGAUGCACAUACUAUGGAACAGAUAGUGGAAUUCCACCAUUACAGGUUUCAUUAUACUUUGACUUGUUACUGCCAUUAUGUAGUGGUGUGGAGGAGGAAGAGUACCUGUCAGGUCGGUGUGGAGCCGUGUACGCUCAGGUUGCCAAGUAUAAUAUCACAGCAGUACAGGAGUUACACACUGCCAGGCUCCAGAUAUGGAAACAAUUGCAAGGAUUGAAGGCAGAGUUCCAUUCUCUAGAAGGCACCAGACAUCAUUAUUUGGCAUCGCAUUUAACAUAUGAAUCGAUUAUAUUGCCAUUACUUUCUUCAAGUUGUAUGGGCAGUAGACAAGAACCAACUAGUGGUGCAGUGAAAACAAUCAAUGCUUACAUUGAGGGAAGUGUGAAAUCAACAGGCAAAGAUCUUUUCAUUGUGGACUCGUGGAUUGGCAAAGAUGUUGCUUUAGAGUUUUCUGGCUUGAGUACUGUGUCUGGCUUCCAACUGUCAGGUGCAAAAUUACAGCUUCAACUUGCUGGUGACUGUGUGUGGCAGAUGCAUCAUACAAGUAUACAAGAUGUUAUAACUUGUUAUGGAAUUAAAGACCAGUUAAGCCUGCAUUACCAAGAGAAGGAAGCAAGCAUAUUCAACACAGAUUGGCCAGUAUUCAUGGAAAGGACAGGAUUAAGUCCAGACAUACUGUGGCCAAACCAGGCCAGUCACACCCAAACAUUCUUGACAGCUAAGUUGUUUUCAAAUAAUAUUUCAAAAGAGGAACAAAUUCAGAAUUUGGCCAUCCUGGUAAGAACACUUACAAAUGAUGUAUCCAUGAAUGAAUGGAAAUCUAGGGUUGAAAAAUGGAAAGCAAGCUCCAGGUUUUCGCUUCUUGAUGCUAUAGAAAGCAACAUAAUGCAUAAACUCAUCCAGCAACAUGAGGAUAUUUAUCUUAAAAUUGCUGAACAAAUUAUAGAAGCCACGUCAAGUGAAUUAGGUGGAAAAUCUCUCCUUCCUAUGUUUGAGUAUGUAGCAGCAAGAGGACAGACUUCAGUUAACAAGAUCAUGAUGGUACUGCAUCAGCAACUGAGUCAUGAGCGUCCUACUACUCCACGACUGCUAGCCAACAUUGCAGAUCUUUUAGGAUGCAUGGCUGCUGGUGAUGGAGGGUUGAGAAGUGGGCCUGCUGCUAACCCUCAGUGGAGGAAUGCCCUUCAGCAGCUGAAAACUUCAGUUAACAAGAUCAUGAUGGUACUGCAUCAGCAACUGAGUCAUGAGCGUCCUACUACUCCACGACUGCUAGCCAACAUUGCAGAUCUUUUAGGAUGCAUGGCUGCUGGUGAUGGAGGGUUGAGAAGUGGGCCUGCUGCUAACCCUCAGUGGAGGAAUGCCCUUCAGCAGCUGAAAUCAGGGAACCAGAGCAGAGCAAUGGAAUUGAUGUUUGACACCUGCAAAUUGUGGAUGCAAUCAGGUCAUCCUGAAGACUUAAUUAGAGCUGCUCGACAUUAUGAACGAGCUUCACAGAUUGUCAUUAGUCACUUGGUGGAGACAGCAGAGAUGCAUGUAUCACCAAUGUGGGUAGCACAGGAGUUUCGUCGGCAAGUCCCUAUUGGUGUGUGGGUAGAGGCACUUUCCCCUGCUAGGAUUGACCUGGCUGGAGGCUGGACAGAUACACCACCCAUUUGCUAUGAGCAAGGGGGUGCUGUGCUCAACAUUGCUAUCAAGAUUAACAAGAAGAAACCAAUUGGUGCCCGUGUCCGGUUCAUACCCGAACCCCACAUUGUGUGUGUUCUCCGUGACUGGUCAGGUGGUGAUGUACGCUUGACUUGGAGCCAGUUAGAGCAACUUGGUGAUUAUGAUAACCCUGUGGCUCCAGGUGCUCUUGUAAAAGUUGUCCUGCUCUACUGCCGUUUGGUGGAUCUUCAUAGUGAGGAUACUUUGAUGUCACAGUUGACUGAACGAAUUUUGAAGGGUUCAGUAAAGGCUAUUAACAAGAAGAAACCAAUUGGUGCCCGUGUCCGGUUCAUACCCGAACCCCACAUUGUGUGUGUUCUCCGUGACUGGUCAGGUGGUGAUGUACGCUUGACUUGGAGCCAGUUAGAGCAACUUGGUGAUUAUGAUAACCCUGUGGCUCCAGGUGCUCUUGUAAAAGUUGUCCUGCUCUACUGCCGUUUGGUGGAUCUCCAUAGUGAGGAUACUUUGAUGUCACAGUUGACUGAACGUUAUAAUGCAGGUGUGGAGGUUGAAGUGUGGUCACAGCUGCCUCAGGGAUCAGGUCUGGGAGGAAGCAGUCUCCUUGCCGGAACUCUAGUAUCAGCAAUGGCUGUGCUGUUGGGCCAUCCACCUCCAUCCCACUCUCACCUCGUGCAUGCAACCCUUACUAUUGAGCAGAGACUAACCACAGGAGGAGGAUGGCAAGAUCAGGUGGGAGGAUUAGUGGGUGGAGCUAAAUUGGGAGUCAGUAAUGUCGGGACACCAGUGACUGUAAAUAUGUACAAGAUCCCUCUUCAGGCAGAGAUGCUGGAAUUCCUUAACAACCAUCUACUACUUUUGUACACAGGCAAGGUCCGGCUUGCUAGAAACUUACUGCAAACUGUCAUUCGCAACUGGUAUGCACGGGACUCGACUAUCAUUGAGUGCUUCUCCAAACUUCAACAGUUAGCCAUCAGUGCAGCUGCAGCAGUGUUGGAAGGGGACAGAAAGGAAUUAGGGCACUGUAUUGAUAAAUACUGGAGCCUCAAGAAGAUGGUUGCUUCUGGUUGUGAGCCUGGCAAGGUAAAGAAACUGAUGUCAUCCCUGAGGAGCCACUGUCUAGGAAUGUCUUUAGCUGGUGCUGGAGGAGGAGGCUACCUGUAUGCCCUGAAGUCCCUCUCAGACCCCCUCCCAAGUGACGUGGUCCCGGGGGAGCUGAGCAUUGACACAGUCGAGGUUGAUCAGGAAGGGCUAGAGCUGUGGGUUGGCGGAGAACCUCUCCAGACCCCAGAUAAUGAAGAGAUUCUAACUGCUGAAAAGUUGAGGAGUCUACAGUAAGAGAUUCUGUGGAUGUAAGUUCAAAGGAGAUGUGAGUGUUGGUUUGACUCGUGUAAAGUCAUUGGUGAUACUAAGUAUGAACAUGGGUGAGUUUGUAAAUGUAUUUUUUUGUGAAAAAGAUGUUAUGUAAUGUGAUUUGAAAGAAAUAUAAAAUCAUUGGUGGUGCUAAAUAUCAAAUAAUAAUGUGUGAUGAUUUUGUUAGUGCAAUUUUUAUGAAAUGGUGUAUAAUUCUUUGCUUUACAGAAUUUUAUUGUAGUAUAUUUUGUGGCAACUUUUUAUACUUGAAUAAUUGAAGAAUUGAAUACAAUAUGAAUUAUUGAUACUAUUUUUCUUAAUUGUGACAAAGUAUUUUUCCACAAUUUUCCAUGAAGGAAGAAGUACUUGCAUUAUAAUAUGUAAAGUAGAUAUUGUGUGGUACUGUGGUGGUUAAUAAACUAAAGACUGAAAAAGUUAUCCUAAGUGCAUCUGUUCACCUUAGUCAUAUAUAAAUAUAUAUAUAUUUUUUUCAUUUGAACUAGUGUCUUUCAAUUUGAGUGUGUAUUGAAUUUUGCUAUUAGGAUAAUGAUGGUUGUUAAAUUGAGGCAUUAAUAAAUUAUUAUAAACAUUA